Molecule: messenger RNA, 2541 nt
Organism: Diorhabda sublineata
Lineage: Eukaryota; Metazoa; Arthropoda; Insecta; Coleoptera; Chrysomelidae
Gene: BORCS6
Product: BLOC-1-related complex subunit 6
Exons: 2
Coding region: 1402-2172 (256 amino acids)
Biological process (GO): lysosome localization
Cellular component (GO): BORC complex
Source: RefSeq, a predicted model, not a curated record
GAAAUGGAAUAUCAUUGUAUAAAUUUUUUGUGGCAAUAAAUAAUCAUAUUAAAGAAGGCGGUAAACCUAAGAAAACUGUAAAUCAUCAGCGGAGAAUUUUCUUCGCGUGAGAUACUACAUAUCCUUCAGAAACGGACGUUUAGGCAGGUAUCGUAAGUGAUCAUAUUAUUGGUUUUAUAUCUAUAGAUACAAAUUUGACAGCCGAAUAAUAUUUAAGCACUAUCGGAGGUGAAAUUGUUCUUUAGGUAGCCAACCUAUAUCUCAACGCUUUGCCACGUUUCCAACUCAUUAUGCUUUAAAAGUGAAAGUUUUCCAAAAAUGGAUUGGAUGUUUGUGUGGCGCUAUCUCAAGUAUAUGCAACUAGCAUUACAGACCUCAAAACUGCAUAAAUUCGGAAUAUUCCACCCCAAAUUUUAGCAACAUUCGAGAAGAUUUAUAUAAGAAAUAACAACAAGCUAGACAACACCUGAAACAUUCAUUAUAUUGUACUUUAGAUCAAAUACAUCAUGUUUUGCAUAGUUUAGUCGGAAAACCAUAUACGUAAUACUACUAUAAGGACAGUUGGUUUGGGAAAAAACGUCCCUACGUUACGGUGCCGACAAUAUUCAUUUUCUCUCUCGUUAGAGAUACUUUAUCUAUACUGCGCAUUGAGAAUGCACAGAACCGAGCUAGAAUCCCGAAGGAUAGAGUAAUCGUUGCCAUUCUGUCUUCCUUAGUCGGAACAGCCUCCACAGCCAACCUGUACAUAUAGAUGUAUUACAUAUAUGCGGAAAACACAUCUUUUAUGAUAUAGUGUUGUAAAAUCAGAUUUAGAAUGAGCUUUUGAAAAUAUAGAAAUAGAGUGAAUGUUUAUUAAAAAUAAAUAGUACUAUGUUAUACUUUCGUCAAUCAUUCAGUAUAUUCAAAUUGGUAUUUCAACUAAAUGCAAUUCAAUAGUAUGUUAUUCAAUUAGCGAGAUUAUUACUCAUGAGUUUGAUUUUAGCAAUGUCCGUGGUGUAAUUCUUCCAAAUAAUAAGUAGUGGCCAUUAUUCCAAAUAGAAUACUAUUCUUUAUCUAUAACUAGUAAUUAUAAUUAAUGUUUGAGAGCUAACUAUUUUAUCGCAAUUAACACGAUUUGGACACGUGAAAAAUCUUAUAAAUUUAUGCUUAUCAAAAUUAUCAGAAAUCUUUCAGAAUCUAUAAAUUGCAAGAGAUACUAAAGUUUUUUAUUUCAAUAUGUAUAUAAGGAAUCCAAAUAUUUGUGAAUUCAUUUGAAUUUGUACAAAACAACCAUAAAAAUGGACCGAAUAGCUCUGGUAGCCGAGGCCUUUCUAAUUUAAAGUUGAAGAAGAACCGUACUGUUGAUGUAUAUCGAGUUAGAUAAACUAUAAAAAACAAAUAGAAAUUACUAAGUGGUAUCUAAUGGAAUUUACAGAUCAAACUUUCGUAUCCAAUAAUUCAUUACCAGUUUUACCAGAUAGACCUACAUCUAAUAUUCAAAGAACAUUGGCUGAUGUGAAAUCUCAAUCAGAAGCUGAUCUUGAUGAAGAUGAAGUCUCUCAACAAAUGACUCAAUCUUAUAGUGAAAUUUCAUUCAAAUCCGAUGUUAGCCCAGACAAUGAAAUACCGUUAUCUUCAACUGUGGAGUCCUUACAAAUAGCUGAUGAAAUUAGAAGACCAAUAUCUUUAUCUUACAACAAUCUGAUGCCCUUAACAUUGGAAGGAUCCGUGCAUAUUGAAGGAAAUAUGACUCAUUUUGUAGCUGAAGAGAUUGAACAGAAGAUUCGCUUGUGCAGCCCAGUGUCAAAAAAGGAUACUCCGGGUUCCUCAAGAAUGUGUACACCAAGUUCCCUAUAUCGACAAUUACUAGUUCCCCAAGUAGGUCAUCUUGAUUCUGCUCUUAUUAAUGAUUUAGAAAUUGAGGCCCAGAAAAUGGCAACAUCUGUUGAUAGCCUUAUUGAAAAUUUGUGUGGCAUUUUACAUUCUAUAUCUUCUAUAACUGCUGAUAAUGUUGAUGUUUACAAAAAUGCUGUUUCUAAGAUGUCUGAUGCUAUGGAUGGCAAUAUUAAAAGUAUGUACACAAUGAUGGCAAAAGCUGAAGAGGUAACACAUUCCAUGAAAAUAGUUGAAAAGCUUUCUGUUAGAAUCAAAGAAAUUAAAAGGCUUGUAGAUUUAUUUGAAAGUUUUGUGUAAUUUGUUUUUUGUCCACUGGUUAUUAUAUAUUAUCCUUUAAGUAUGCAGUAUAUGAAAAACUUCCCUACUUAAUUUUCAAUAAAAAGCACAUUUCUCAUUUCAAGAUGAGAAAAUCUAAAAAUUAAAUUAAUUACUCAUUGCAUAAAGGCUGUAUAUUAGGAUCAAAUCAUGAGCAAUCAUUGAUGUGGAAUAGCUAUUCAUGUUCAGUUUGAAAUUAGCAGUUAUAUAACUGUUCAUCUUUACUGACAGAAUUCACUGUAAUUAGAAUAAUAGGUAACUCAGAAUAUUACAGAUUUUUGUGUUUUAAUCAAAUUCUAUUUAUCAAAUAUUGUUGAAAAAAUCAUAGAAAAAUUAAAAAUUUACUGUUCA